AUGAGUCAAAGAAAUUCUGUGAAUGGGAGGCCAAUUGGAACAGAUGGUUCCGAUUUCUCAUACCGUAUGGUCGUCGAUUCCAGGUACAAAAAGGUGACUGAUGGAAAACGCCGUCUAGGAAACCUGAUCUUAGCCCAGGGAUUUAUUCAAUUUGGAGCUGCAGUAGUUCAUUUUCUACCCACAUUGGAAGGAGGAAGUCUUGAUAGACUUUCGGUUUCUUCUAGCGUAAUUUUCUUUCUUUCUCUUUUAAUAGGAGAAUUGGGUCGGAAACGCAGCCGUGUUAACCUUUUGAAGCUGUAUUUGUUUGGAUCGUUCGUCGCUGCUCUUUUAUCAAUUGCUUUUCUCCUUAGUAAUGAGAAAACUUUUGAGAUUAUAAAAGAUUUGACUAGGUGGGAGGUAUCAAGGUCUGAGAUCUACAACAUUACUCCCGUUGUAAUAGGUCUCCUGGUUCAGAUAUUUGCUCUUGGAGAGACGAUCUCUCUCAUCCACAAUAUGGCUCCUCCCAAGAAGGCAUCUUGA
Molecule: messenger RNA, 519 nt
Organism: Striga hermonthica
Lineage: Eukaryota; Viridiplantae; Streptophyta; Magnoliopsida; Lamiales; Orobanchaceae
Source: the annotation of a GenBank genome assembly